AUAGCCCUGGUGGUAUUGCGGAGGCGACAGACGUAAUUUGUGCCAGCAGGAUCGUCGGUGCUAGUAGCGGUGCUGAACUGUCCGUGUAAAAAUCACAUUGUAGAUUCAGAUUGUCGGACAUCAACCGCCAUCAGCACACACAGUUUUAAUCGGGAAGGCCCGCUGCACGGUUCUAGAUCUUGCCUAUUCCUUCAAUCAACCAUGUUGAAGGAGUUUGAGCGUGGAAGCUCAGAUGUUGAUUGGUGCGAGGCCAACUAUGACAUUGUCCCAGCAAUCGCUGAGUUCUGGAACACAAUCAGUAAUUUCUUGUUCAUCGUGCUGCCACCUGUGCUGAUGUAUCUGUUCCGCCCGUACGCACGCCAGGUCAACGCUUCCAUCAACCUCAUCUGGUGGAUGUUAGCAGUUGUAGGUGUGUCCUCAGCUUACUUCCAUGCCACCCUAAGUCUGGUGGGCCAGCUGCUUGAUGAGAUUGCCAUCCUGUGGGUAAUCAUAGCAGCCUGGGGUGUGUGGGCUCCAAGACGCUUCUUUCCAAGGUUCUGCCAUGAAAGCAGAAAGUCCUUCAUGCUGGUGAUGCUGGGUGUCGGUGCCAUCUCCACAAUCCUGGCCUUCCUGCACCCUUCCAUGAACCACUUCCUGCUCAUGCCCAUGGCCAUCCCAAGUGUCAUGUGUAUGUUCAGUGAACUCAAAAGGUGUAAUGAUUGCCGUGUGAUCCGCCUCGGCAUCGCAGCCUUUGUGUGGUUCAGCCUGGCGCUGACCUGCUGGCUGAAUGACCGGCUCUUCUGCCACAUCUGGGAGUCCGUGUCCUUCCCAUACCUCCACUCCGGCUGGCACAUCUUCAUCGCCAUCGCCUCAUUUGAGCUCUGUGUGGUCAUGGCAUACUUUGAGGCAGUGACCAUGGCCCCUGAACGUGCACCGACCUUGAAGUUCUGGCCCUACGACAGGUGUGACCUUGGAGUCCCUUAUGUCAGCUUUAAAUUUGCUGCUGCCAAACCUAUAAAGGAGUGCUAGGUACAUGUAUCUUUUAAUUAAAUUCAACUCAGUGGUAAGACUUCUCUCCAGAUUUGUCAAUAGAGUUCUUUCUAUGUGUAGGUUGUAGAGGUCAUUUGAUGUGUACCUAACUAACACUAAAUACUAGUAGUCAGUCUGUAACACAUUUAUCAUGAUGAAAUCUUAGACCACAGGCUUUUGGCUAUGAUAGCCUGUUAAAAGGAAAUGGAGUGCAGAAUAAUUGUGCUCACUCUGGCCCUCUCUCAGGGAUAUUAUAAGAAAACGUAAAAGUGUAGAAGUAAAUUCAAAGAUCAGGGAGUGUAAAAUGAGGAUAUUUAGGCCCUACAGAAACACCUUUUCCUGUAAUAUGCUGAAACCUACAAAAUUCCAACAUACUUCAUUAUGAAAACAGACCUUUUGUGUGAAAUUCAAAACUGUAAAGUAUAGGUACAGAAAUUCUGGCAAAUUUUGAGCUAUUCUCAUCCAUGUAGACAAUAGUAGAGACAUUGUGUAAUGUAUAUUGUGAGGUACAAUUUUAAACAUGUCUAUUGUAUUAUGUGAGAUGGCUUUUAAUUUUACCUACUUUUCAUCACAGUUCACUAACACAAUGAUAGAAAGCUAGUGAUACAAUUUGAAAGUUUUUGUAAAUUCAUGGCACUGUGCUAUGUUGAUGUUUCCAAGUGCAGAGUACUGUGUUGGAUAUCUCCUACAUAAUUAUGUCUAUGUUAUUUUCAUUUUCCCCAUAGUAGUAAUCCUAAGGUUGAACAACAUGAUGAGACAUGAGGCAGACCAACCAAAAGUCAGAACAAAUGGAAGUGUAGAUUUGAUUGGUCAGUUGUAAUGAGAUAAAAUCAGGAAAUUACAUUUGUUUGAUAAACUACAAACAAAAAGGAAACAUUACAACUUUUUGAAAACUUAAAUCUAUACAAUCGCUAAUUUAGACCAUCAUGUUCUCUGUAACUAUGCAAAUUACACCCAUAUUUGCAUAAGUUGUACUGAUCAGUAUCCAUUUUGAAAUAUCCAUAUUGAUUAUGGAGUUUAUAUAAUUCACGAGUAUGGAGUUUAUAUAAAAAAUACUAACAAUAGAUGCAUAGCAGAGAGUGGACAGAUAGAAGCCUUUAGCUGGAAAGGAAAAGUCCUUCAGGUGAAGAUCAGACAAACUUCUCUCCGAUGUAUGCAGGAACUUCUCUUGUUGUAGAUCAUCAAAUUAACUCUUCUUAUCAGGCGGGUCCCAGGACUACAACUAAUUCAGUAGUCUCAUUGUGGAGCUCAAGUUUUACUCAGGGAUCCUACAUGCAACAGGUGCACAGUUCUGACUAUAUGAUGAAGGCUGCUGUUCUCAAAUAGAAACAAUACAGCCCCUUAAUGAAGAUAAACAUACAAAUAUGUAUCAGAUAGUGCUCUUGUGAUCAGUGUAUAACUGUUAUAUAUAUUAUACAUGUUAUUAUGCAAUUGCACAAGCUACAAUAUUGUCAACAAAUUUUAGCAACAUUUCUAAAUGACUGAUCAAUUCUAUGUACAAGAUUCUGAAGUUCAAACUACAUGUAUUAAAAAACUAACUUAAAACUAAGUAGGUUUUACCAUUAGCAAUAUAUGUAUUGCUAUUAGAGUACUGUCUCGUGUGAAUGAUUUGGUCUUGCUCCUGAAACAUCGAGUUAUAUAAAAAGAUUGCCCAGCCUAGGCAAAUAUGUGAGUUAGACCUGAUAGUGCUAGUAGCUUAUGCAAUAUACAUGUACCUAUCCAUGUAUGUGGUAAUCUGAAGUUGGUUUUACUUGUGAUUGUACAUGUAUUUCUCUUUAUUGUAAGUAGGCUCACAAGCACAGCCUAAUAUAACGUACGUGUAGUAUUGAUUCAGAAAUAGAAAAUAGCUAAAUGUGUCUUUCUUAUGAUAUUGUAAAACAUUAGUCAAUUCAAGUCUUGAUAUUAAAGGAUACUGGUUAUCUUUUAGUACAAGAGGUUUUCUCUGAUUUGUUAAAUUGGUGGCCAAGCAUGCUGCCAGCAUGCCAAUCAUUCAUUCAUGAUUAUGUUAGAAAUAUGUCUUUCCACUUGUAUUUGAAAUAUGUCUUUUCACUUGUACCUAAUAUGCGUUGUAGAAAAAAUGUACCAAUCUCAUAUCAGUAGUACUUUUGUAUAUCUAUUUAAGAAACUAAAACUUUUAUCACUAGAUGCACCUAUUGAGUUAGACAUAAAGCUUUAUUUUCAUGUACGUGUAUAUGUUAACUUUAUAUUUAACUUGCAUAUUUAAGAAAUGUUUCAGAAGUGUAACAUUGUAUGUCUAUAUGAUGCUGUGUAUAAAAUGUAUGUAAAACAGCCAUUCCAGUUCUGGCAUACAUGUUUAUUCAUCAGUGUGUUCACUGCAGGUUAGGAAUUCCAAUGUGUGCAGACUGCAGGCAGUAACAGAGCAAUAAACUGUUGACAGUGUCACU
Molecule: messenger RNA, 3413 nt
Organism: Branchiostoma belcheri (Belcher's lancelet)
Lineage: Eukaryota; Metazoa; Chordata; Leptocardii; Amphioxiformes; Branchiostomatidae
Product: alkaline ceramidase 2-like
Exons: 7
Coding region: 202-1008 (268 amino acids)
Biological process (GO): ceramide metabolic process
Cellular component (GO): membrane
Molecular function (GO): hydrolase activity, acting on carbon-nitrogen (but not peptide) bonds, in linear amides
Source: RefSeq, a predicted model, not a curated record